Molecule: messenger RNA, 1344 nt
Organism: Ambispora gerdemannii
Lineage: Eukaryota; Fungi; Glomeromycota; Glomeromycetes; Archaeosporales; Ambisporaceae
Source: the annotation of a GenBank genome assembly
AUGGCACAAUCUCCAAACUCUUCUUUAGAUAAUACUCCAACUUCUAAUAAUCAAAAAAAUAUAUCUCAAACAAAUUUUUCUCUUCCAACUCUUUCUUCCAACUCAUCUCUCAAACGUGCAAUAAUUACCGAAGUAGAUCCUUCCCAAAUGGAACCUAUCAAUCAAAAUCAAGAAAACAGCAAAAAAAAGAAAAAAUCCAGACACGUGCCGUACAACAACAACAACAAAGAAAAUAGACGAGUUACACGUAGCAUGUCAUUAAACAACAAUACCCCAACACCCCAAAACUUUUCACAAUCACACGCCGAUUACUCAUCAGCAUCUGAAAACGAAACUAAUUCACUCAAAAUCUCAUCUGAAAUCUCAUCUGAUGAUAUGGAAGACAUGGAAGACAUAGAUUCUAUGUUCCCACUCAUCAACAAAUCACCCCAAAAAAAUCAAACUACAUCUACACAAAUAAAAAACACACCUAACUUAACCAUACUAGGCAACAACAAGGAAAAAAACAACGAAUGGAUUACUAUAACAAGUAAAACCUCACACAAAGCGUGGAUCAAAGCAUCAAUUCUCCCACAGGAAUCCACACAAGAAAAAAUAAACACCAUAAUCAAACAUCUAGCGCAUAUCCCUGGAUAUGUAUCAACCAAAUCUAUCCCAUUCAAUUCUGAAUCCUUCAUCCAAAUCUCAUUCGAUUCACAAAAAGGAUUAGAUCAAGCACUCCAAAUCUCAAUUCAUGAUCAACAUUUCUCCAACACCAAACCCAAUCAUGAAACCAAUCAAUUUAUCAACAACAUCAUUGCUCUCAGAGAUGUUCCUCUCAACACUGAAGAAAGCCUCAUAAGAUCUACUAAUUUUUCUGAUAACACGAGGUCACCUACGCUACGUCCUUGGAACCAAACAAACCUUAAUAACUCUCACAAUACUCCCACCGACAAUUCUUUAAACUCAAUCUCAUCUAUUCGUAAUGCAGUCACUUCACUUAGAAAUGAUGUCAACAACAUCAUGGCAAAAUUUCAACAACUCGACUCCAAGCUAGAUAAAAUUCUCAACACCCUCACCACUCAAACACCAAGUUCAAAAACUUCUACUCACACACAAUUUGACGAUACAACUACUUCACAUAAUCAUAAUGACAACAUCAAUGACAUGUUCAUGCAGAAUGACGAACUCAUUGAUAACACCAUCAUUACUCCUCACAAAACUCUUCACUUUGAUAAGCUCAUCAAUCAACUACACCAAAAAGAUGUCACAAUUAACGAACUCACAAAUCAAAACAAACAGCUCUAUGAAUCAUACAAUACUCUCAGUGAAAGAUUACUCCAACUUGAACAAAAUAUUAAUAAU